Rhinolophus ferrumequinum (greater horseshoe bat) is the source of this 3338-nucleotide messenger RNA. It is a transcript of the gene DAPK3, whose product is annotated as death associated protein kinase 3. The record is from RefSeq and is a predicted model, not a curated record. The coding region runs from base 302 to 1666 and encodes 454 amino acids. Gene Ontology annotation, biological process: positive regulation of apoptotic process; intracellular signal transduction; protein phosphorylation. The transcript has 9 exons. Lineage: Eukaryota; Metazoa; Chordata; Mammalia; Chiroptera; Rhinolophidae. Gene Ontology annotation, molecular function: protein serine/threonine kinase activity; ATP binding. Gene Ontology annotation, cellular component: cytoplasm; nucleus.
UCUGGGCCGGGGCCUGUGAGGGGCGUGGUGGCCUCUGGGGCACGUGAGCAGAGACGUUACCGGUUGGGGACCCUUGGAAGGGUUUAUGAAGGGGGAUUUCCGGGUCUGCCAUGGAGUUUGAGGGAAGGUUGGGGGCGACGGGCAAUGGAGGAGACUCUCAGAUGUGGCUCUUUGCCGGGGACGCAUUCGGAGUGAGGGAGCCGGAGGAUCACGGCUGGGGGACUCCCCGAGGUCCUGUCCCCAGGCUGCGGUGACUGGGCUUUCACUGGAGCAGAAGGUGCUGGAAGGCAGACCGACCACCAUGUCCACAUUCAGGCAGGAAGAUGUGGAAGACCACUAUGAGAUGGGGGAGGAGCUGGGCAGUGGCCAGUUUGCGAUUGUGCGGAAGUGCCGGCAGAAGGGCACUGGGAAGGAGUACGCAGCCAAGUUCAUCAAGAAGCGCCGCCUGUCGUCCAGCCGGCGGGGGGUGAGCCGGGAGGAGAUCGAGCGGGAGGUGAACAUCCUGCGGGAGAUCCGGCACCCCAACAUCAUCACGCUGCACGACAUCUUUGAGAACAAGACCGACGUGGUGCUCAUCCUGGAGCUGGUCUCGGGCGGGGAGCUCUUUGACUUCCUGGCCGAGAAGGAGUCGCUGACGGAGGACGAGGCCACGCAGUUCCUCAAGCAGAUCCUGGAUGGCGUCCACUACCUGCACUCCAAGCGCAUCGCCCACUUCGACCUCAAGCCGGAAAACAUCAUGCUCCUGGACAAGAACGUGCCCAACCCGCGGAUCAAGCUUAUUGACUUUGGCAUCGCCCACAAGAUUGAAGCCGGGAAUGAGUUCAAGAACAUCUUCGGCACCCCGGAGUUUGUGGCUCCCGAGAUCGUCAACUACGAACCCCUAGGUCUGGAGGCGGACAUGUGGAGCAUUGGCGUCAUCACCUACAUCCUCUUGAGCGGCGCCUCCCCGUUCCUGGGUGAGACCAAGCAGGAGACCCUGACCAACAUCUCAGCCGUGAACUACGACUUCGACGAGGAGUAUUUCAGCAGCACCAGCGAGCUGGCCAAGGAUUUCAUCCGCCGGCUACUCGUCAAGGACCCCAAGAGGAGAAUGACCAUAGCCCAGAGUCUGGAGCAUUCCUGGAUCAAGGCCAUCCGGCGGCGGAACGUGCGGCGGGAGGACAGUGGCCGGAAGCCGGAGCGGAGACGCCUGAAGACCGCCCGCCUCAAGGAGUACACCAUCAAGUCGCACUCGAGCAUGCCCCCCAACAACACCUACAUCAACUUUGAGCGCUUCUCCAAAGUGCUGGAGGAGGUGGCAGCGGCGGAGGAGGGCCUGCGCGGCCUGGAGCAUAGCCGGCGGCUCUUCCACGAGGACAUCGAGGCACUGACGGCCAUCUACGAGGAGAAGGAGGCCUGGUACAGGGAGGAGAACGAGAGCAUCGGCCAGGACCUGCGGCGGCUGCGCCAGGAGCUGCACAAGACCGAGGCGCUCCAGCGGCAGGCCCAGGAAGAGGCCAAGGGCGCCCUGCUGGGGGCCAGCGGGCUCAAGCGCCGCUUCAGCCGCCUGGAGAACCGCUACGAGGCCCUGGCCAAGCAGGUGGCCUCCGAGAUGCGCUUUGUGCAGGAUCUGGUGCGCGCCAUGGAGCAGGAGAAGCUGCAGGGCGUGGAGUGUGGCCUCCGCUAGGGCCACAGGAGGCGGGGGCCCCCUCAGCAGCCCUGGGCCAGGCCCCUUUGUCACCUGUGUUGGGCCUUGGAGAGGCCCUGGGCUGGGGCUGAGGUGGGAAGAGGUGGGCUGGGCUGGGCUGGCCAGGAAUGGAAGGCUGAGGGGAGGGGCUCGGCCAGCUGUGUCCCGGGAGCCAAGGCUGAUCCGCCGCCUCUGCACAGCUUGCCUCCCUCUGGCUUAGCCCCUCUCCUGCAGCACUGGGGACUCGGGGUGGGGGUGCUUCUAGGGCAGCAUCACCUCCAGAACUGUGAAGUCUCUGCGAGGGAUUGGUACCUCCAGGAGAAGUGGCCACAGUGGACCAGAUGCCUCAGCCUGGCGGGGUGGUAGGGUGGCAGUCUGGGUCCCAGGUCAGGGGGCUGUAGGCAGUUGGAUCACACAGCAGAGCCUGGUUAGCACCUUUCGGCCCUCCACGCUGGUCCAAGUGCACGCAGCCUCAGGGAUGGUUUGUGAGGGCCCUUGUGUGCCCCAGGACUCGGAAUUGGAGGGCCCUCUGCUGGGCAACCCAUCCUCUCCUCUCCUCCAGAUUCAGGAGGUGACUCCUCCAGGAUCAGGGGUGGAGGCGGCCUCUGAGCCCGGCUCUCCCCAUACUCCAGCCCCUUGCUGGGGCACCCCCGGCCCUGGACCAGGUACUGGGGUCAGAGCUGAGGAGCUGACCCAGCCCUCAAGGAGGUAGUAUUGGGGGGAGCAUGUGGCUAAGCACGUUACCUGCAUGCAGUAAAGGAAACAUCUGCAAAAGCUGUCUCUGUUCCCUCCCAGAGGCGCAGGGAUUCCCUGGGCACUGGCUGAGGCAGGUCCAUGGGCCAGGGGCCAGGGGACAGAAGUAAAGAGCCAUCAUCCAUCUGGCCCCCGUCCCCAGUGGGGCAGGCUGUGGAGCCAUCCCCUCAAUGCCAGGUGCAAGCUUUCCAUGACACAGUCCCUGAUGCGCCAAAGCCCACGUCGGGGCCCCACCCCGUCUGGUCCCUGGCUCUGCCCUUGCCCCACCUGCCUCUGCUCCGCACCCCUUGGUGGGGACCCCGUGGAGUAGUCCCAAAAGGCUGGUGGGCCCAGCAUCCCCCUCCCCGGACAGCUUCAGGGCUCCUUACCGCCACCACCACCCCAGCCCCCAGGCUCUGUGCUGCCCUAUGGGGAGAAGCCCUUUGAUUCUGCUUCUGCUGGUGUUUCCCGCUGGCAUCUGGCUAGAACCCCUCCUGGGAGCACUACCCUUGGACCUGAGCAGUUGAGAAGGGGGUUGCAGUGCCGUCAUGCGCCACUAGGUGCCGCCCUUGAGGGUCUGUGCCCUAAGGUUCGUGCUUCAUGAAAGUAGGUCCCUAGCUGGUGGCCACUCAGAACCUGGAGUUGUCUGCUGCAGGUUGGGUUGAGGGACACCUGUGCAGACACCCCUCCCGCCCCCCAGUCUAGCUGAAUGGAGGCAGGAACCAGGCAGGUGGGACUGGGACUAUUCCUGCUGCGGCCACUGGCCUGGGGCUCAGGCAGGGCCUUGGGACCUGGCUGUGGGGUCUUGUCAUGCGCAGGCCCAUCUCUGGGGUCUGUGGUGGGGCUCCUUGUAUGCCUCUCCAUGAGCUCCAGGCCAUCAUGUAUGCACGCUUCUGCAAGCACGUGCGAGCCCAAAGGAAAUAAAGCCCGGAUUCCGACA